ACGAGAGUGAACUGAGAGAGUGUUUGAUCAAAAAGAAAAGGAAAAAGGGAGCUUGAGGUAAAAGAAAGAGAGACAGAGCGAGAGAGAGGGAGAGAGAGAGAGAGCGAAAGAAACAGCAAGACACUCUGAGAGCAUCGUAGCCGACAGGACCCGUGAAAGUAGGUAACACAUUGCCACAAGAUUUCCAUCUCAGCCCCUCCGCUCUGCUCCACUCCCCGCGCACACUUGCCCCGCUGCGGGACACAGCCAGCUGUGGUGCGCCGGCCACUAAUCUGAAGAAGCAGCGACAGACAGACAGACAGAGAGAGAGAGAGAGAGAGAGAGAGAGAGCAGCAGCGCGGAGCCGUUGAAAUGGGCGCCCCCCCUGCCUGGAUGUGUGGCCCUGAGGCUGGUGGCCCUGCUCCUGACCAUGAGGCUGAGGGACCUGGCGGAGGGAUGCAGCUGCAACCCUGCCCACCCACAGCAGCACUUCUGCAGCGCUGAGAUAGUGAUCCGAGCAAAGAUAUCCGGGGAGAAGAUUGUGUCUCCUAGCAACAGCUCCUCUCCCUAUCUGAAGAUGAUUCAAUAUGAGAUCAAGAUGAUCAAGAUGUUUAAGGGUUUCGACAAGGCCAAAGACAUCCAGUACGUGUACACACCUGUCUUCUCCUCCCUCUGUGGCGUCAAGCUGGAUUCCAACAACAAAGUUCAGUACCUGCUGUCAGGAAGCAUGUGGAGCGAUGGGAGGAUUUCUAUUGGCCUGUGUGACCUGGUGGAGCCCUGGGACAACCUCUCCAUGUCGCAGAAGAAGAAUCUCAACUACAGAUACCAGAUGGGCUGUGAAUGCAAAAUCAACACCUGCUACACGGUGCCCUGCUCCACCACGGGCGACAACGAGUGUCUGUGGACCGACUGGCUGCUGGACAACAGUCUGAACGGGGAGCAGGCCCGGCAGUACGCCUGCAUCAAGCGGAGCGACGGCUCCUGCAGCUGGUACCGGGGCGGCCCGCCUCCUGAGAAGGACUUCCUGGACAUGUCUGAUCCCUGAGGGGGCGGGGCCGGAUGUGAUGUCCCCCCCCCCCCCCCUCCGCCCCCCCUCCCUUCACCACCCGGCACCUCCGACCGUGACAACAACACCCCAUCCCACCCUCCUGGUUUUCGUCACCUCAGCCCCGCCCCGCCCCCACCAACCAGCCCCCCCCCCAGCCCCCCCACCCCCCCCAGGCAGAGGGGGAAUGGUCAGAGGGACCCUGGACUCUGAUGUGUUUCUUUGGACAGUUUUAUAGCUCUGACACCUUCCCUCUUCCUUUGUUCAUUUUUUCAGAACUCAAGUGCGAGUUGUUUUUCUUCACUGUGGGAAACCUAGUCUGCAGUACCACUGCCUAUUUUUUUCCUUACUCUAAGGGCUUCUGAAGGUGGGCUAAAAAUUGCGUUUUAUAUAUUUCAAACACUUCAAGUGUGGUUUAUUUUGCUUACUUUGCAUGUAGUGUCCACUUACUGGACUGUCCCAUCAGUCCUAUACUGCCUGACAAACAAAAUAAAGCACACCUCCAGUUUUUCAGAUGUUAGGAGUAAAGUCUGUUACAUAUUUAGGCCUUGAUGCCAGUCUCGCUACGAUGAAUGUAUGAGUUAAGAAACAGGCAGGAUGUUGAGACGACAAAGAUCAAGGUCAAUUUAGCUUGAGAUUGUCUCAGUCUUCCUGUUGUCUGUAGCAAGAGUAUUCACCAUCCUGUAUGUCCCCAUGACAUUAUUAAAUAAAACGUGUUCCAAUCCAAACAGUUUGACAAUUAGAUGUUGUGUGAUAUAUGUAGAUGGCUUGCAAUUUCCCCCCAAACCUAUUCACUGUAAGAGAGUGUAUAUAUUUCUAUGGUUACUAAUACAUUUUAACAGCUAAGUUAGACAAGAUUGUCCUUGUGUGUAAUUCCCCUGUGCUGUUGUGAAUUGUGCCGUUCCAUUUCCUGUGCCAAAAAGCUAAUACAUUGCUCUAACCCAAGAACACGUAGAAGCUGUCUUUGUGCACACUCUUUAGAUAAUUGUUUUGUAUACAAAAACGAUGUUAAAAAAAGUAUUUAUGUGUCUUUUUCUGUCAAUAUAUCGUUUUCUAUUCCAUUGUACCAAAAAAAAUAUUGUAUAUAAAAAGUAUGCUCAAUUCAAU
Osmerus eperlanus (European smelt) is the source of this 2131-nucleotide messenger RNA. Its product is annotated as metalloproteinase inhibitor 4-like. Gene Ontology annotation, cellular component: extracellular matrix. The transcript has 5 exons. NCBI's taxonomy places the organism in Eukaryota, Metazoa, Chordata, Actinopteri, Osmeriformes, Osmeridae. The record is from RefSeq and is a predicted model, not a curated record. Bases 410 to 1024 code for a protein of 204 amino acids. Gene Ontology annotation, biological process: negative regulation of endopeptidase activity; response to cytokine; response to hormone. Gene Ontology annotation, molecular function: protease binding; metalloendopeptidase inhibitor activity.